This is a messenger RNA of Vespa mandarinia (Asian giant hornet), 6104 nucleotides long. RefSeq lists its product as uncharacterized. The record is from RefSeq and is a predicted model, not a curated record. NCBI's taxonomy places the organism in Eukaryota, Metazoa, Arthropoda, Insecta, Hymenoptera, Vespidae.
ACACUCGCUAACCGGCCUCCAUCCACACGGCACACAGAGGUAGAAUAGUGUAGAGGUGAGGUGGCUCCAAACAGGCCCCGUUCAAACAACCGAGCGCGCUUCUACGCGACAAACGGUGCUGGUGUCGCCGCCACCAUCGUUGUCGUCGUCGACGUCGUCGACGUCGUCGCCGUCGUGUCGUUGUUGUUGUUGUUGUUGUUGUUGUCGUCGUCCUCGUCGUCGUCGUCAUCGUCGUUGUCGGCGACAUUCGCGAAAGUGCCGUGGCCUCUUCUCUAACUACGAUCAUCGUGUCAUUUGUUGGAACAACAAUUACACUACCCCAACAUACCACCGAGGAGGACAGGGCAGCGUGCGCGCGUGAACACAACUUACGUGUCAUCGAGUGUCGUCCUUCGUGCCGGCCCGACGGACGUCGUACAUGCAUUGUUUCGCUUAAGGAGAACACAGUGCACGUAUAGGGAAUAAAUAUAGGUCGUGAAUGAAGGUCGAUCAUUAGUUUUUGGAAUUUCUCACUGAAACUACGGUGAACUGUAUAAUAGGAGGCGUGUGAGGACACGAGGAUAAGAUCCUAGUGUUGAUAAGAAAAUUUUGUGAAUUGUUGAGUGUAAUAUUAAGGAAUAAGGACAAAGAGAAAAAGAUAGGGAUAACGACAGAGAUAGAAAUAUAGAAAGAAAUUCAAUCGAAAAGAACAGAGUGAAGGUGCCGCGUGAUCGAGAUACUUCAAGGAAGAACCUUUAUCGUUACCGUGAUUCAGUGAGACGUGAGGAUUAAAGUGAAGGAAGUACGGGCGGAUAUAAGAUUAAGGGGUCACCGGAUUAUCAGCAGUCGUGGUACCGUGGCUUUCAUGAUUCCCGCUUGACGUCUCGACAGCAGCCCACCCCGGCACCGGUGAGCUCUAUGACCAUGCUCCAGUCGCAAAAGCUGUACAGCGAGGCUGGUAGUCUCGGUGGUGCCAUGACCAGCGCCGCGAUGUCCAGUAUGGGCAGCAUGGCACCCACGUACAGCUCGAUAAAUUCGAUGGGUUGCGUGUCUAUGGGGAUGUCGAUGGGCGUUGGAGUCGGCCCGAGUUGCAGUCCUCAGGGAGCCGGUGGAUUCAAUAUGAGCACGAUGAGCUCGGCAAUGGGGAUGGCUUCGAUGGGUGGUGGUGGCAUGGGUGGUUAUGGAGGUACAUCGAUGGGCGGUGGUGGCGCUUGCAUGAGCGCCGUGGGUUAUGGUCCGUUAACGCCAGGCGGUGGUACCGCUGUAACCAGAGAUCCUUUGUCGUUAACCGAACCAGACUCUCCGAAUUCUGCCCUUCAACGUGCACGUACCGAUAAAUCUUAUCGGCGAAGUUACACGCACGCAAAACCGCCUUACUCCUAUAUUAGUUUGAUCACGAUGGCGAUACAAAACGCGCCAACCAAAAUGCUCACACUUUCGGAGAUUUAUCAAUUUAUUAUGGAUCUAUUCCCGUUUUAUCGGCAGAAUCAGCAACGAUGGCAAAAUUCGAUAAGACAUUCCCUUAGUUUCAAUGAUUGCUUCGUUAAAGUACCGCGAACACCUGAUAAACCGGGUAAAGGUUCCUUUUGGACGCUGCAUCCGGAGAGCGGUAAUAUGUUCGAAAAUGGUUGUUAUUUGCGUCGUCAAAAGAGGUUCAAAGACGAAAAGAAAGAAUUGACGAGGCAGAAUAACAAACAUCAACAGCACCAACAGCAUCACUCGGGUGCUGCGGCCGCGGCUGCUGCCGCCGCUGCUGCUGCAGCAGCCGCCGCCGCUGGUCAUAAUAGUCCGAAUUCUCAUGAUCUUGGUCAUGGCGGUAAGAAGACACCCUCGUCCCUUCAUCAUGCCCCUCAGCAACAGGACGACAAAGACCUUCACUCUUUGGUCUCGACUCAUCAUCAUCAUCACUCGGCUGGGCUUCAUCAGCAUCAUGCUGCUCUUAAAAGUGACACCACCGAUAUCGGUGGAUUGUUAGGACCAGAUCUCGGUACGGCACAUGACGAACUAACUGCCAUGGUCAGUCGUACACUUCAUCCUCACUUGCUAUCCGAUCCGGCGGCUCUUCAUCAUGGUAUGGCAGGGAGCCUAAAACAAGAGCCACCUUAUACGGCUGCCAGUCAUCCAUUUAGCAUUACCAGGUUAUUACCUGGCGCAACGGCAGGUACGUCGCCAGGUGCCCAAGAUACGAAGCCACCGGAGAUGAAGAUGUAUGAACAGCUUCAUCAGAGCUACGCGAAUUUCGGCUCACCUCAUCACCCCCAUGCACAUUCCGCCCCGCCAAGUCAUCAUCAUCAUAAUGGAAUGCACGCUGGCUCGAAUACCGCUGGAGGACCCAUGCACAAUAUGAGUAAUCAUCAUCAUCAAGAAUAUUACCAGAGUCCUUUGUACCAUCACGCGACAAGCGUGGCUACCAGCAGUGCGCCUCCUCCUCCGUCGGUCGCCACAGCGGCUCCAGGAUUGUGACAUCACGCUACUCACCCCUACGCCUUGGCUUGAGUCGCUGCCGUUGCGGUCUAUGCCGCUUCUGCUGCUUCCGUUGCCGGUGUUACCGUCGCAAAUUCGAAUCAUCUUUCUCCGACGACGAUCGACGACGUUCUUCCUUCACCGCAGCCGCCGCCGCCGCCGCCGCAACCACUACCACCAUCACCGCCGCCGCCACAAUCAUCAUCACCGCCACCACCGCCGCCGCCACCGCCUCUUCCACCACCACCUCAAUCGUCCGCGUCUUCCUCUUCGUCCUCCUCUUCUUCUUCGGUUUCUCUCGCUCAACAUCAACAUCAUCUUAAUCAACAACAUCAACAACAUUAUCAACAACAACAACAAGAACAUCAACAACGCCGUCGACGUCGUUCCGACGAAACCUCUUCUUGGCAGGUUGUCGAUGACGAGUACGACGAAUACGAUGAAGACGAAGAGGACGACGAAGAGGAAAGUAUUGCGUGAAAAGGAGACUCCGAUUCCAUCCAAGGUACGGUCAACCGGUAUUCGCCUUUUCAACUGGCACGAACGAAGAUCCCCGGACGUACAUAUGAACUCUGCUCGAUUCAAUAAUCUCCGAUUCAAUAAUCUCGACUCAAUAACCUUUUCUAUCGAAAAUCAGUUAUUUUUUUUUUUUUGUUUUUGAGUAUUUUUGUCUUUCGUUUUCUUUUCUUUUUUUUUUUUUCACAUUCGACGAUGGUUAAUGAGCUUAAAAAGCACAUCGUUCGGCUGAAAUGUGUCACGUCGAUCACGUAGAGUCUCUUCCCUCUAUCCACUUCUUUUAUUUCCUCUUCUUCCUUCAGUAUAUUUUUUUUCGUCCUUGAAAAAAAGUGGACAAACCGUGUACUUUGAAAUUGUCUCGAGAGUUUCCUUCCCGUUUUACUUGUCUUCUCACCGAAAACAGAAAGAUGACUCGAAGCCGUCCUCGUUCGAGUCGCGACGCGUGGGGUGCGUGGUUGUUGUUGUUGUUGUUGUUCUUGUUGUUGGUGGUGGUAGUGGUGGUGAUGGUGGUGGUAGUGGUAGUAGUGGUAGUGGUAGUGGUGGUGGUGGUGGUGGUGGUGGUGGUGGUGGUGUUGCUGCUGCUGCUGCUGCUGCUGCUGCUACUACUGCUGCUGCUACUACUGCUGCUGCUGCUGCUGUUCUUGUGGAAUUUUAAAGGCAUAAUUAAUUAACAUGGGUGCGUACGUCUAAUCGAUAAAUGUAUACAUUGCAAAUUGCAAUUAAAUGACGAAAAAGAAAAAUAAAAAAUAAAUAAAACGAUGCGAAAGUGUCUCUCCGAUAUGCGACCGAUUAGCUUCGAACAUCGAUAUUCGAUAGAUUAUCUAUACAUAUAUCUCUGUAUUAGCCGCGCGUAAACAUGAAAACGUUAUUUAUGUUUUCACUCUUUGGAUAUUAUUGCGAGGACAAUAUUUUCGAUUCUAUAUUUACACGCGAGACGACGGCGAAAUAUGCUUUGACGCGAGCCUAAUAAUGAAUUUUAGCGGUUAGUCGAACGAUGAGAAGAAUAAUGAUAAUUUAAAACGAAAGAAAACAAAAUGAAAGAAAAAAAAUAAUAAAAAAAGGGGAAAAAAGCAGAAGAAGGAACAAAAGAAAAAAAAGAAAAAGAAAUGAGAAAGAAGACGAAAACGAAGACGAAAAAGAAGAUAAAGGAAAAGUAAAAGGAGGAAAACGUUGUUACCACUGCGAUUACAUUUAACCGAUAUGCAGACGAUGCUUUAUAGUUUUUGCGAUAGUUUUAUUUCGCGCACAAUCGUUCCUCGAGCCUCCGUCCACGAUCCUGUACUUACUUACGUAGCAUGGAGUGGUAUACAACGAUUCUCUGAUAGGCGCUAGAAUUAAAUAGAAAAACUAAAAAAGACAAAAAAAAAUAAACAAACAAAAAAAAAAAAAAAAAAAGAAAAGAAAAGUGAAAAAAAAUAAAAAAAAAAAAAAGAAGCGUAGUAUCGUAGUGUGCUUUACUUUACAAACGAUCGAAUUAAUAAUCGAUCGCGAUUCGUCUUCUUCGACUCAUUUGUUAGACUCCUGCUUCCUUUUUAAAAAAAUCGGAUUAAAUCAUUGACAUAGUUUAUUUUCUAUCUUUCUAUUUGCAAUUCGUUUAUCUCGAUUUUCAAUUUACCAUUUGUCGAUCUGUCAAUGUAUGCAAGAAUGCGUAGGGAUGCGCCAGGUUGAGCGUACGACGACACUUAAACAAUUUAUUGUUAGUAACAAAUCUUUUCGUUGAUGUAACAUUCGAACGAGAUGCGAUGUUCGAGAGUAUCGAUUUACGAUUGCUAUAUUAUCAAGCGACAGCAGCAGGUCUUUCGAAAUUAUUUUGGAAUUAGUCAUUUUAUAUACGCAUGCAUGUGUGUAUAUACAAUAAAUACAUACAUACAUACGUAUGUACGUACGUAGAUACAUACAUAUGUUAUUAUCAUUUGUUGUGUAGAAAAACACGCUCGCUUGUUUUCGGUCGUUGAUCUCGAUUUCGCGCGCGUCAUACUUAUCGCCAUCGGUCUCUACUACUAUUGCUACUACAUUGCUACUACUACUACUACUACUAUUACUAUUACUACUAUUACUACUACUACUACUACUUCUACUUCUAUUUCUAUUUCUACUACUAUCGCAAUAUUUUCAACGUAUCGUGGAUGAUCGUACGGUAUACGUUAAAUCAAUGGUUAUUGCUAUCGCUAUGAGCGAUCAUUAAAUAGAAAUCAAUGGCGAUAAGAAGAAAAAGAAGAAGAAUAGUUUCGCUCGGGUUCAUUCGCACGAGAAUGGAUGCAUCUUCGAAACGAGUCGACGUACACAUAAAUGGCUGUCGUAGAUAUCUAUCGAAGAGGCAUUAUCGUUGUAAAGAAAAUAAUAGAAAAUGAAUUGAAAUGAAACGAAAUGAAUUGAAUUGUGAAUUGAAUUGAAUUGAAUUGAAUUGAAAUGAAAUGAAACGAAAUGAAAUGAAAUGUAAUGAAAUGAAAUGAAAUGAAAUGAAAUGAAAUGAAAUGAAAUGAAAUGAAAUGAAAAGAAAUUCAAAGAAAAUAGAAGGAAUGAAAAAUGAACGCGAGACAAUUUUAACGCGAGCAAUGUAACACACCUACAUAUGUAUGUAUAACAUUUCGGUGAGUUUAUCGAUCAUUACAUAAUCGUUCGGCCGUCGUUCAGAAGCCGUUAUCUUUUUAAGCGUGCUGGUAGACGUUAUUAAACGUACACGUUGGUACAACGAGAUCGUGAAUAUACGGUGUGUAUCGUCCAUACCAAAUAUAUAUUAUAAAUCAAAAUCGGUCGGAGACACGGAGCAACGGUAAAAUUAAUUGAUAGAAAUAAAUAAAGAAAAAAAAAAAGAAAACUAAACGAAACGAAACGAAAUGAAACGAAGUUAAAAGAAAAGAAAAGCAAAGGAGAAGCGUAUAAUUAUGAUAGAAUAGAUCGGUGAGAAUUGUUCGGGCUGCGGUGCUGUUAAAUAAUGACGAAGAAAAGUUAGAAGAGUGGGGGGGGGUGAAGGUUGGCGGUGAUGCCGGCACAGAGAGCGACAAAAAUGUGAUAAUCUGCGAAAAUAAAUAUAAAUUAGCGAACGUAUACUCGCGAUGGACGUAUGUAUGUAAGUGCGUCCGCUUGUGCGUGCGUCAUCACUCUAGCGCACGUGUCCCAAAAAUUUUGAGAAAAAAAAAAGAAAA